AAAAAGAAGGGUUAUGGAAGGGCCCAUUCAGUUUUAUUCAAGCAGCUGACACUCAAUUUGGAAUGAUUGAAGAUUAUAUUGAAAAAAGAGAAAACCCUGGCUGGCAAGAAGAAAUUGUUUUAACAGAGAAAGCUAUAAAGGCUGUGAAUCAAAUGGUGCCUAAACCAAGAUUCUUUAUUGUAUGCGGUGACCUGAUUAAUGCUUUUCCAGGAACCACUUUACGUAAACCUCAAGAGAUUGAUUUCAAGAAAGUUUUCAGUGACUUAGAUCCAGAAAUUCCUCUGAUUUGUGUUUGUGGAAAUCACGAUAUUGGAGAUACUCCAACUCCAGACUCAAUAAUAACUUACAAGAACACUUUUGGAGAUGAUUACUUUUCUUUCUGGUGUGGAGGGAUGAUGUGUAUAGUUCUGAACUCUCAGUAUUUUCAAGACCCAAGUCUGGUGCUUGACAAUGCUAAAGAACAGGAAAUAUGGUUGGAGGAACAGCUUUCUCUUGCAAAAUCAGGUGCAUUCCAACAUGUUGUUGUAUUCCAACAUAUUCCAUGGUUUCUGUUUAAACCUGAUGAGAAAAAGGAGUAUUUUAACAUAGAUAAAGACUUAAGAAUAAAAAUGCUGAAAAAAUUUCAAGAGGCGGGUAUAAAAAUUAUAUUUUGUGGCCACUAUCAUCGAAAUGCAGGAGGAUUUUAUGAAAACAUAGAAGUAGUGACCACUUCAGCUAUUGGAGCACAAUUGGGAACAGAUAAAUCUGGAAUGAGAAUUGUUCGAGUUUUGCCAGAGACAAUUAAACAUGAUUAUUAUGCUCUUGAGGAUUUACCUACUGAAAUCAACCUUACCAAUCUAUAGACUUCUUGCAGUGUGAUAGGAUGUACCUAAAACUUGGAAUAUUGUAUAAUCAGAUUAACACACCUAAUUGUAAAUAAAGUUUUUAAUUAACAUGAA
Limulus polyphemus (Atlantic horseshoe crab) is the source of this 938-nucleotide messenger RNA. Its product is annotated as serine/threonine-protein phosphatase CPPED1-like. NCBI's taxonomy places the organism in Eukaryota, Metazoa, Arthropoda, Merostomata, Xiphosura, Limulidae. Gene Ontology annotation, molecular function: hydrolase activity. The record is from RefSeq and is a predicted model, not a curated record. Bases 63 to 842 code for a protein of 259 amino acids. The transcript has 4 exons.